Monascus purpureus is the source of this 1124-nucleotide messenger RNA. The record is from the annotation of a GenBank genome assembly. Lineage: Eukaryota; Fungi; Ascomycota; Eurotiomycetes; Eurotiales; Aspergillaceae.
CACAUUCUUUUUCUUCCCCUAUUGCUUGUUUUCCUGGAUAUACACCAUUUCUGCAUAUAUUUGUACAUAUUUCACCUCAAUCAUGGCCUCCCAGGCUGAUCUGAAUCUACCCCGCAUACGGGCCUGUCUCUUCGACAUGGAUGGCCUCUUGAUUGAUUCUGAGGACAUAUACACGAACAUCACGAAUGAGAUCCUGCGUCAAUUCGGAAAACCAAAGCUCCCGUGGAGUGUGAAGGCUCAAUUGCAAGGCCGACCGGCGCCAGAGGCCUAUAAGAUCUUCGCCGACUGGUCUCAGAUCCCCCUCGACCGACAAGAAUUAGGGGCCAGACAAGCCUCCCUGCAGGAGGAGCACUUCCCGAAAUGCCAACCACUUCCCGGAGUCGAGACGCUCCUGAAGAACCUGAGGGCUGCCGAGUCGACGGACCGUCCCGUCUAUAUUGCCCUGGCGACCUCGUCACAUAACAGGAACUACGAGCUCAAGACCACGCACCUGCAGCACGUUUUCUCCCUAUUCCCGGACUCGCGGAGGGUGCUGGGCGAUGACCCCCGAAUUGGGCCGGGAAGGGGCAAGCCAUUGCCUGAUAUCUACCUUCUUGCACUGGAGACGAUCAAUGUCGAGGUGCGGAAGAAGGGGGAGCCCGAGAUCAAGCCUGAGGAGUGUCUGGUGUUCGAGGAUGCCGUGGCUGGUGUCGAGGCUGGUCGUCGCGCAGGGAUGAGAGUCGUUUGGUGCCCGCAUCCGGGUCUCUUAGAGGCGUACAAGGGGCGCGAAGCGGAGGUCCUUGCUGGAUUGACAGGACAGCAUAAGGAGGAGGAGAAAAGUGAGCCUGAGAGGGAGGCGGAGAGUCUGCAGGAGAGCCGUGUUCGGGGAGCUGGUAAGCCUGGUGAGCUUAAUGAUGGUUGGGCUGAGUUACUUCUCACCUUGGAAGACUUUCCCUAUGGGAAGUAUGGAAUUCAGGUUCCGUAGUCGGGUUGCAUGAGGUCGUUGUCCUUUUUUUACUUCUAAAAGUGGAAAAGGAGACGAAGAUAUCAUAGACGACUUGGCUUGUUGCUUGGUAUUCGGCUCCUCAUUGUACGUACAUUUCAUAGAAUGAAAACUAGGAAAAAUAGAUACCCAUCAGUGCAAG